ACCUCAAGUGUAAAGUCUAAACUCUGUCAUUAUUUUAUAUUCUCUUUUUGCGUAACUUUAUAUAAUCUCUCUGUUCAUCCUGUAUUUAGCAUUUAUGUACAGUCGAUGAUCAUUGAUUGCAACUUCGUGUGGUACGCCAUUACCUUAACUGAACGGCGAGCUACAUUCUACAAACGAUUGACGCUCAAGGAAGUAAUUGAAAGUUUGCAAAAAUGGUUAAGGCCGUGUGUGUUCUUCAGGGUGAAGUCAAAGGCACUCUCUACUUUGAGCAAUCGGACAAUUCUAGUCCAGUCAAAGUCACGGGUCAAGUAACCGGUUUAAAACAAGGACUGCAUGGUUUUCAUAUUCACGAAUUCGGUGAUAACACUAACGGUUGUACAAGUGCUGGGCCACAUUUCAAUCCAUUAAAAAAGGACCAUGGUGGUCCUGAUGCAGAAGUACGUCAUGUUGGAGAUUUAGGAAAUGUUGAAGCAAAUGCAAGUGGUGUUGCUAACGUUAAUAUAACUGACAAAGUCAUCCAACUCCAAGGACCGCACAAUAUUAUUGGCAGAACAUUGGUGGUUCAUGCAGAUCCAGAUGACCUUGGUAAAGGUGGAGUUGAAUUAUCAAAAACAACAGGAAAUGCUGGAGCUCGUCUUGCUUGUGGUGUUGUUGGAAUUACAGCCUAAAUAUAUAUUCUGUUAUAAUAUUAAAAACAAUACAAAUUACUAUUAGAAAUUACACAAUGUUACAUCUAUUGUAGUUUGAAUAUGAGUUCAAAUAGCAUUCCUAAUUUCGUAUAAUAAAUCUUUUACAUAUGUAAACCAUGGUACUGGUUCAAUAAAGCAAUAUAAUAA
This is a messenger RNA of Bombus pascuorum, 836 nucleotides long. It is a transcript of the gene Sod1, whose product is annotated as superoxide dismutase [Cu-Zn]. Gene Ontology annotation, biological process: removal of superoxide radicals. The coding region runs from base 213 to 668 and encodes 151 amino acids. NCBI's taxonomy places the organism in Eukaryota, Metazoa, Arthropoda, Insecta, Hymenoptera, Apidae. The transcript is spliced from 5 exons. The record is from RefSeq and is a predicted model, not a curated record. Gene Ontology annotation, molecular function: copper ion binding; superoxide dismutase activity.